This is a messenger RNA of Aphanomyces astaci, 1669 nucleotides long. RefSeq lists its product as hypothetical. Gene Ontology annotation, molecular function: zinc ion binding; protein binding. Lineage: Eukaryota; Oomycota; Saprolegniomycetes; Saprolegniales; Verrucalvaceae. The transcript has 2 exons. The record is from RefSeq and is a predicted model, not a curated record. The coding region runs from base 36 to 1547 and encodes 503 amino acids.
CUUUUUCAGCACAGCACCACCACAAGACAAGAGAUAUGGCGGCGAAGACGACCGACCGGCGAUGGAGCUUUGUCCGCGCGCAAGAGUUCUUCAGCGGCGACGGCAAGCCAGACACACUGGACAUCCGCGGAAUGACGGCGGCAGCAAAGGGCGUGUCGUCGAAGCGCCAAAAGUUCCGUAUGAGCGUUGUGAAGAACGGCGUGACGAUAUACGGGUCUAAGCCUUGUCCGAACGCGGAGAACGAGCUUGGACAGGGUCUCUUGGGCCCGUCGGCGUCGACCCCCACGGCGAGCGCCGCCGCCGCUGCUGCUGCUGCACCUCUGAAGGACCGUGAACGUAUUUUUAUUGAAGAUCCUCGCGCACCAUGCCUCGCCAUCGACUAUAGCAACGACACGUACAAGAUGAUGCCGUCGAUCGAACGGUUUUCUGCGCAUACUGGCGUGUGCCAGAUCCUCGGCACCAAGCUGAUUCGUGGCGGGAAGCAUCAGGUCGCGGUUGGGGACAUUCUUCGCUUUGGGUCGGUGGGCUUGCUUGUGACGGAGAUUGACACGGGUCGAACUGGCGCGUCCGACGCGUCCCUUUCCCCUGCGGACAUUACGCACCUGACUCAACGCCUGGUGUGUCUGGACGAGACACAAGGCGACGUGGACUCUGGAGACGACACGGACGAAGCGAAUGGCAACGACGGGUCGCAGUGCGACGACCCGUCACAACGCCUGAGCGUCACACGGAACUCGACCGUGAACGUGUGCUACGUGUGCUACGACGAGUCCGAGGACGACAACCCGCUCGUGGCGCCGUGCAAGUGCUCUGGGGACACCAAGUACAUCCACGUCAACUGCUUGAAGCGAUGGCACACGAACGGGGACAAGAAUGAGAUCUGCGCCGUCUUGGACGAGAGUGACGCGCGCACAUGCAGCAUCUGCAAGGCGGCGUACCCCGCGCGCAUCAAAAUUCCAUCGACCAACACGUUUGUGUCGUUGCUGCCCGACCGGCUGGACGCCCCAAGCAUCAUGCUGCAAGUCGUGACCAAGCACUCGAGCUCAACCCUCAACACAUCGACGCGGUACCAGUUGAGCUACAAGACUCUGCUCAACACGGAAUCCGCGCGUCCGCUCAUGAUCGGCCGGUCUUCGCAGUGCGAUUUGGUGCUUAAGUACCGCACCGUGAGCACGAUCCACGCGGAGUUGCAUUAUUCCAAGGGCGAAUGGUUUGUCAAGGACGCCGGCAGCUCGAACGGCACGUUGCGGUACAUUUACCGCCCGCUCACGCUUCCAGGCAACCAGAUGCUCCAUGUGAAGUUUGGACGCACGGUGCUCAGCAUUAAGCCGACCAAGAAGCUUCGGCUGCCGUCGCUCUUUGGACUCGGCAAGAAUGAGCACCAACACGAAGAUGUGCACCAUGGCCACCCGAACAGCCAAGACGGCACUUCGCGCGCCCGAUCCCUCCAGGGCCGCGCCUUUAGCGCAGACGCCGUCGAUCCACAAGGAAACAUGCAUGAUGUGUCGCGACGCUUGGAUCAUCUAGGCAUCAACGGCAGAAGUUAGAAGCAUGCUAUUAGUACUAACUACUCGUGCAUAUGCUAAUUAUAUCCCCCGUGGUUCGUGUUUUCUCCUUGGGCAGGUUUGAUUGGAUUGGAUUUAUGUUAAUAUUAUUGUGCUUUCGAGUG